Suillus bovinus is the source of this 823-nucleotide messenger RNA. Its product is annotated as chorismate mutase. Gene Ontology annotation, biological process: chorismate metabolic process; salicylic acid biosynthetic process. The transcript is spliced from 3 exons. The coding region runs from base 130 to 612 and encodes 160 amino acids. The record is from RefSeq and is a predicted model, not a curated record. NCBI's taxonomy places the organism in Eukaryota, Fungi, Basidiomycota, Agaricomycetes, Boletales, Suillaceae. Gene Ontology annotation, molecular function: chorismate mutase activity.
AUUUACAGGUGAGAUUUACACGUCACAUAUGUCCGCGAUCGAAAAUACUCUGAUUUCCGGGACAGUAUAAACCUUCAAAGCCACAACCGUCAAAACUCUACUGCAGUUGUACUGGAAAGGUCAACCGGAAUGUUAGGUUUUCUUGUUGCUCUUCAAAUCAUCGGUCUUGUCGUAGCGUCCUCCUGGACCUCAGACCCUUCUGAAAAAUGUUAUUUCAACCCUCUCCCUUCCAUACCAUCCUCGACUGCCAAUCGUACCGUUCCAUGGGGCGAGCCAACGAUACAAUUCGCAAAUGGCACGACAUGCUGUUCUUCACUGAAUGAAGUUCGAGUACAGUUGGACACCAUCGAUGGACAGUUAUUGCAGCUAUUAUCAACAAGAGCUUCGUAUGUCCGAGAAGCCACCCGCUUCAAAUCUACCGUUUCAGACGUUAACGAUCCGUCUCGGAAUCAGCAGGUGAUACAGGGCGCUGUUGAUGCCGCUUCAUCGGUGCAUCUGCCACAGAUCGUCGCUGAGAUGGUGUAUGAGGGUAUAAUAAAUUCUAGUGUGACCUUUGAGGAAUGCAUAUUCAAUACCUACAAAGAGCAUCACUUGAAAACACAACCAGCAUAGUCAAGCGUUUGGUGCUUGGACAGAUGUGCACGGCCAAGGAGAAUUGGGCGAUGUGUGCGUUUGGGGUUGUUUCGUGACGGUUAUUGUCGUGGCGACCAUUCCUUUUUAUAUCGCGGCAUACUACUGCAGGCUGCUAGACUUUGAUAUAAAAAAACAGAGUGCCUUCAGUCGUGAACACUGAAUACACGGAUUUGGUAAGGGUUGGGCUACA